Molecule: messenger RNA, 855 nt
Organism: Nelumbo nucifera (sacred lotus)
Lineage: Eukaryota; Viridiplantae; Streptophyta; Magnoliopsida; Proteales; Nelumbonaceae
Source: RefSeq, a predicted model, not a curated record
AUGGAGGAACCAACCCGUUCUGUUGUUGUAAAACAUUGGGCUACAACCGACUGCUUCUACACCAAUCAUAUCCUAAACUGCUUGUCCAACGAACUAUACAUUGUUUAUUCUUUCUACAAUUAUGCCUAUGAAAUCUGGAAUGCAUUGGACAUUAAGUAUGCUAUAGAAAAUGCCAGAAAUAAGAAAUAUGUCAUUGCCAACUUCCUAUACUUCACCAUGAAAGAAGACAUUGACAUGUCUGCCCAAAUAGAUGAGUUCCAGGUUCUUGUGGGGGAAUUGGCAAAAGAAGGCAUGGUACUGCCAGAUGAAUUCAUUACCAGUUCUCUCAUAGAGAAACUGCCACAUACAUGGAAUGAUUUCAAGACCAGUAUGAAGCACAAGAGGAUUGACACUACUUUGGACCAAGUAGUGGCCCGAGUUAAGAUUGAAGAAAAGAACAUAAAGAAAGAUGAUGACCAGUUUUCCAAAACCAAUCUGGACUGCCGGUACCGAAAGAAUAAGGAUUCUAAGAAUCCGAAAGUCAAUUUGACUAAGGAUGUUAUCGCAGCCAUGGUAACUGAGGUAAAAUUAGUUGAUAAGCCGAAAGAGUGGAUACUAGACAUUGGUGCUACCAAGCACAUCUGUGGGGACUGCAUUUCCUUCUAUGAGUAUACAACUCAGACUGAAAGAAAUCAAGCUUUCAUGGGAAACUCAAAAACUUUGAAGGUCACUUGCAAAAGAAAGGUGCUCCUGAAACUGACUUCAGGAAAAAUUCUAAUGUUGGAUGAUGUACUGCAUGUGUUGGAGAUCCGACGAAAGUUGGUAUCGGGAGCACUCCUCAACAAGGUGCACUAUUCUGAAGAGUCUCUUGUCUGA